Messenger RNA from Labrus mixtus (cuckoo wrasse), 2517 nucleotides. RefSeq names its product NIM1 serine/threonine protein kinase (gene nim1kb). Gene Ontology annotation, biological process: microtubule cytoskeleton organization; protein phosphorylation; intracellular signal transduction. Bases 738 to 2042 code for a protein of 434 amino acids. Gene Ontology annotation, cellular component: cytoplasm. NCBI's taxonomy places the organism in Eukaryota, Metazoa, Chordata, Actinopteri, Labriformes, Labridae. Gene Ontology annotation, molecular function: protein serine/threonine kinase activity; tau-protein kinase activity; ATP binding. The record is from RefSeq and is a predicted model, not a curated record. The transcript has 4 exons.
ACACCUGAAUGAAAAGACGCUCUGCCUGCCGAUGACCUCAUGGUGUUUAAUCUCUCUAAGUGAGCUGCUCUACCAGCCCACACAGGACAGGGCGCUAAUCUCUAUGGGAACAUUGGGUAAUGCCGUUGCAUAACAUAUCACCUUCUCAAAAGCCAAGGGAUCAACCUCAGCUGCAAAACACAGGCUUUGGUAUCAUACAAUUAUUCUCUGCUUGACGUCCAAAACCAAAGUGUUCUGUUCAUAUCGGCUGCAGAUACUAUCACGUGCACAUUUUAAUGUCUGUUGCAUCUUCCUUGCUUUAUUUUUUUUCCACCCUGAUUUGAUUUUUGAGUGACUUGGACAGGCUUAAAUUACAACAGGAUUAGAAGUCAUGACACCAGUUAUCCUUCGUCACUCAGUGAGGAGGAGACUGUCCACUUGACUGGUGGCUCAAACACACACACCCAUCCCCUUCACCUCCUGUGCUCCUGACAAUCAGUGUACAGUAGAUCUGAUAGGGGGGGACGGAGAAGGACACUGUGACAGCGCGGUUUUGCCCACAAGGAUCCAUCUGUCCGAAAGGAUUUGGGCACAAACAGAUUUCAGCAUGUGAUUGAGAGAAGUUCAUCUUUCUGGUUCCUGCUGGGCCAGAAGAGCCAUGUGAUUGUGUUGGUGAUUGUAUUGGACGCUACAGCUGUGAAUUAACGCAGAGCAGCACUUUGGAAACUUGAUGACCUCAUCCCCAGCCUGCUGCAAAAAUGCCAGGAAGCCAGUACCGAGUGCCCAGUGCCAAAAUCCACCACAGCCAGUACAGUCUGACGGACAGCUCUGAGAUCGGCCCCGAGGACGAGGAUGCUGACGGUGAGCUGCGCCUCACCCCCCUGCAGAAGCUCACCACCGCCCUGUGCAAGGAUGAGAAGACCAUCAAGGAGCUCAUCAUAGGCCGCAGGGUGGGCUUCUACAAGGUCCGAGGGGAGAUCGGCAGUGGGACCUUCUCCCGGGUCAAAAUGGCUUUCAAUGCUCUGACUAAAGACAAAGUGGCUAUAAAGAUCCUGGACAAGACCAGGUUGGACCAUCAGGCCCAGCGUCUGCUCUCCAGGGAGAUCAGCAGCAUGGAGUCCCUCCAGCACCCCAACGUGGUGCGUUUGUACGAGGUGGUGGACACGCCGAGCCGCCUCUUCCUGGUGCUGGAGUACGCAGGAGGAGGAGACCUCCACAACAGGAUCUGCAGCGAGGGUAAACUGUCUGACAACACCUGCAAGAUCACCUUCGCCCAGAUCCUGUCUGCCAUCAAAUAUAUGCACAAUCUCAACAUCAUUCAUCGAGACCUGAAGGCGGAGAACGUUCUGUUCACCUGCAGCGGCUGUGUGAAGGUGGCCGACUUUGGAUUCAGCACGCAAGUUCCGAACCGCAACGACACCCUUGACACCUUCUGUGGCUCUCCCCCGUACGCUGCCCCAGAGCUCUUCAAGGACGAGUACUACGUGGGCCCCCCAGUGGACGUGUGGGCCAUGGGGGUCCUGCUGUUCUUCAUGGUGACUGGCUCUAUGCCGUUCCGUGCUGAGACUAUGGGGAAGCUCCGGCGCUCCAUCAUCGAUGGCGCCUACACUGUGCCCCCCUGGGUGCCCGGCCCCUGCCAGAGGCUCAUCAAGGGCAUCUUGAAACCAGCCCCCGCUGAGCGCUGCGCCAUUGACCAGAUGCUGGGCUGUGAUUGGCUCUUACCUGUGGAGUUUCCCUGGUCGUUGGUGCCUCCCGAGCCGGUGAGCCCUCUGCAGAGCUUGCUGGACUUGGAUCGUGGGGAUCUGGAGGAGGAGGUGGAGGAGGAGGUCAGGGUCCUGCUUGAGGAGCUGGGCUUCACCUCAGAGCACCUGAGGAACAAUCCACUCAAAGAGAGCCGCAGCCCUGUCACCGGGGUGUACCGAAUCCUGUUGCACCGGGCCCAGAAGAGGAGGGGCUAUGACACUCCCCCAGUGGUCCGAGGGAUGGUGAGGGACCCCAAGAGGGAGGGGCUCCGGGCCUACAGGGGCCUCAGACACACCUCCAAAUUAUGUGUGCUUUCAUAACAGACUGUUAGAGACAGUUAGGCAUGUUUUUUUUGCACACCUCUUUAAAAUGAGUUUAAGUAUGGAUUUUGUUUUAUAUCAUGGGACUUUGAGCAAUUAAUGACUGAUGAUUUUUCACAUCAAGAAACUUUUGAUACAUUUGUGACACUGUUUUCAAUGCAACUUUCUGGGAUAGCCUGAGUCAUGUGUAAGUGCCUGUUGAGAUUAAUAACAAGAAAUAAUGAAACAUGUUGCAACCUUUUUAUUUGCAACCUUCACUGUUUAAAGCAAUAAUCACAAUGUUGUUUGUUUCCUGACCCUAAAAGCCCAGAAACACUUGAGUUUGCAAUGAUGUAAACACAAACCUGCAUUGAUAAAGCCAUGCCAUACUCGUUUGUGCACCUGAUUGGAGCUUUGCAUUAUGUGUGUUUUUAGGGAAAUUCUUCACCCUCUACCUCUGCAAGAGACUUUGUGUGUAUUCACUAAAUAAAGUUGU